AUGCGUUUCAAUAUCUUUGCUACCCUAGUUGUGGCUGCGUUUGUUGCGAGCUGUAGCAGUUUUGUCAGCGCGGAAAUCGCUGCUCUCAAUGGCUACACCUACGACGACAAGGAAGUGGUUCGUCAUCUUCGAGAAGACAGUGAUGUUCAAGAGGAGAGAUUCCCUAUUUUGGAAAAGUUGAAAUCUCCCUUUAAGCCAAAAGCUGCUGCAAUUCCAGCCGAAGUGACAAAGUUCAAAGAUUUGUCUCAAUAUAUGGGCAAAGGUACUGAAGAUAGACUGAAAAAAGCUGGACUGAAUGCUGAGCUACUACAAAAAGGUGACAAGGCACAGGUAGAAAAACUUGUCGAGCUGUUUGCUAAAGGCGCCAAGAAUGAAAAGGCAUUUUGGCUUAAAAUGCUCGGAUGGGUGGCGGCAUCUAUUGGUGUUGCCUCUUUCAUUUUCGUUCUGAUAACGAUUAUUAAAGGAGGUUCAAAGGGACCUCCAUCGACGGCAGCUGUUGGAACAACGACACCUGGCGGUGCUUAG
Messenger RNA from Peronospora farinosa, 525 nucleotides. The record is from the annotation of a GenBank genome assembly. NCBI's taxonomy places the organism in Eukaryota, Oomycota, Peronosporomycetes, Peronosporales, Peronosporaceae.